Molecule: messenger RNA, 2730 nt
Organism: Aureobasidium melanogenum CBS 110374
Lineage: Eukaryota; Fungi; Ascomycota; Dothideomycetes; Dothideales; Saccotheciaceae
Product: WD40 repeat-like protein
Exons: 3
Molecular function (GO): protein binding
Source: RefSeq, a predicted model, not a curated record
UCGAUUUUUGACAGUCCCACUUUUGACAAGGACUUGCGGAUCCAUGUCAACCAGGCUGUAGGUUCUGCCUCCAUCUCUCCAGGAGGAAGAGAUGUUGUUCUGGCAUCUCAACAAGGUCUUCACAUUAUAGAUCUCGAUUCACCAUUUUCUCCUCCGCGUCAUCUUCGUCAUCAAACUCCAUGGAUCCCGGCCGAUGUACAAUGGUCUCCCUUUGCUUCACGAUAUUAUUGGGUAGUCAGUACUUCCAACCAACGCGCUCUAGUCUGGAAUCUCGAACUCGCCAGUCUUCAGGCUCCAAUAGAGCAUACUUUGCAUGCUCAUUCAAGAGCUAUCACUGACAUUAACUUUUCCCCCUUACAGCCUGAUCUACUUGCUACUUGUGCAGUUGAUGCUUUUGUACAUUGUUGGGAUUUGCGCGCUUCCGCAAGACCUGUAAUCAGCUUUUGCGAUUGGUUCGCUGGUGCAACUCAAGUCAAGUGGAACAGACGGAACCCCCACAUUGUUGCCUCAUCACACGACAAAUACUUACACAUCUGGGAUGAUCGCAAAGGUGCAAUCCCUCUCCAGACCAUCGAAGCUCAUCAGACAAAAAUCUAUGGAAUUGAUUGGAGCCGUACUGAAGAGACCAAGAUUGUCACCUGUUCCCUUGAUCGAACCAUAAAGGUCUGGGAUUAUGAGGUUUCCGAAGUAGAGCCCGAACGUGUCAUCAAUACGCCAUUCCCGGUAUGGCGAGCCAGAUACACUCCUUUCGGCAAUGGUGUGUUGGCCAUGCCGCAGAGAGGAGAUCAUGAUUUGCACAUGUAUGACUGCAGGCCAUCGAAUGUGACCAACACACCAGCGCUCACAGAUCCCAAUUACCGCUUCACUGGACAUGAAGAACAAGUCAAAGAAUUUCUUUGGCGAGGACGUGGAAAUAUUGAUGAGUACUCGGAUAGCCGUGACUUCCAGCUGGUAUCCUGGGGAGCUGAUCGCGAAUUGAUUCUGCAUCGUAUGGGAGACAAGCAGCUCCAGUCGAUCGGCUUCCACAAAGGCAUGCUCAUGGAUACCCCUCCAAAGCUCACUCGAAUCGGUGCUCCCUACAAGUCUUUCAGAGAUCGACCCACACAUCCUCACACAAUGGCCGAUGGCACCACACACAGCUUUGAGCUUUCUAAUCUAGGGACCAGUCCUGGAAUGAACAAAGUGCCUAUACCUAUGCCGGGUGGUUGGGCCGAUGAUAGCCAGAUGAUGACCUACUCGGGUAUAGAAACUCGAAAUGCCAGACCACAAGACAAUGGUCUAAUCUCGUGGAUGAAAGGUGUCAAGUUUGGAAAGCGCAAGCCGAGUUCGCCAGACAGUGACGAGAUUAUUCAUGUGGGCGAAAAGUUCACUCGUGUCACUGUUGAAGAAGCAGAUGUGUCGAACAGGCAGGUCAAGAUCUCUCUUAAUGGACCGUGGGCUGCUGAAGGAAAGUUGGCUUUCAUGCAACUUUGCAUGGAGUUUCCUGUGGAUUAUCCUGAAAAGUCAGCUCCUUGGUUUCAUCUUGAGAAAGCGUCCGCCUUGUCAGAAGAGAAAGUAGCAGAGCUCGAGGGUAACCUACGCAAGAUUGCUACAGGUUACCUGAUACAUCGCAGAGGAUGUAUUGAAGGGUUCUUGUCCUAUCUGACCGGCGAAAGAGACCUACAGGAAAGUAUCAGUUGGUUGGGUCUUAGUGGCCACGAUGGAGUCGCACCUGGAGAGGAAGCUGAGAGUUCUAGUGAUGAGGAAGACGGCCUAUUAGGCGACUUUGGUGGCGGUGCUGGGGAAUCACAAACGUUGGGCAUGGAAGGAAGUAUGGGAUCAGGCAUCUUUAGCACCAACGCCAACGUGCCUCUUCCCAGGACUUGCGGAGCGCUUUGGGCGGCAAACGGACAACUGAUCUGUUUCAUGCCUCCCAAAGAGGAGCCUCGCUCAAUUCUACAGAAAUUCGCAGUAGACGAGCGGAGCCGCAAUCGUGGAAGCAGGGAGAUCUUCGAAGGGUUUGGAAGGCUACAUCCCGGCCAGACAGAGUCCAAGUCCAAAAGCAGACCUAGUGCUGAUGCAUUCAAUGCUGAUGAUUCGGACAAUAGUUCCGAGUUUUCAGAUUCGAGUUCGUCUUCAGGCUCUGAUGAGCCCGAAAUGUUCCUUCGUCGGUUCCAACCACCAUCGGCCUGGCACGGCGGAUCUCUGCGCUUCCCACGGCUCAAGGGACUUCGCACACAUUCGACUGAAGGCUCACUACCGACGAGUAAUGGACUCAACAAGAGGGUUGGUGGUGCUAGAAACAAAGUCAGGAUCAAGAUUCUUGAUGUGGAGAGCUUGUUGCCUUCAAAGCGAAGUCUUGCGUCGGAGUAUCUUAUUUAUGGCGAUGGUGAGACUGUCUGCUCACACAAUGCAAAAGCAGCCUUGCAUCACGGCUUCAACGAGCUGGCCGACAUCUGGGAAUUUGUUGGUUUGAUCUUGGCUAAAAGAGUUCCUUUGAGCUUGCUUUCCAUUCCAAGACAAGAGACCGAUAUCCGGAUCCUGGCGCGUAGCUUGCUCAUGUCGUCGCAAAGAAACGACAGUGGGCUUGAUUUGUCCUUUGAUGAGCCCGAAGCUGUACUUAAUCCACAGGAAACAGCUCUCGUCAAGUGGGGAACUCACCCAUUCGCUGGAUCAUGGCUGAUCGACACACUAUUUGCCUAUUUCGAAAACCUUGCAGACGUUCAGAUGCUGGGAAUGCUAUCAUGCAUA